CGUUCAGAAGGAGAGUUUGAGCUGCGCUACCGCUACUGGAAAAAAUGCGUUCGCGCAUUUUUUGAAACUUUCUGAUCUAGAAAUAGUUAGACGUAAGUAAGUAGAAACUUCUUCAUCAUGUCCACUUCGGACGUUUUCCCUCCCCCCAUUGCUCCAGGGGAGGCGACGACCUUGGUCCCCUUCCCGGUUUCGUAUUUUAGUUCCACGGCCGCACCCGGAGCCACCGGUGCAACAACCGCUACCGCGGCAACCCCACAUUUCGACCUGCUCGACAGUGUCAGGAAGCUGCACGCGCGACAGCACAUCCUCCUGGUCGCGACCAUCUCCAUGAUGGUGGUUCUUUACCUGUUGCCGAAGUUUCUGAUGCGGAACCGACUGUUUGGCUACUGCUUGGGAAAACGGAUGAGGAUGGUUUUUCUCUUGCUGUCGCUCGUGAAUUUAUUUUUCUUCGGGUACGUGAUGAGCCAGCUGGAAAACGUGUCUGUGAACGGGUUGUUUUUCCUGUUCGUGCACACCGUAGAAAACGUGCUGUCCAAUGUGGAGCGAUUAUUGCAGAGUUGCGGCGCAAUAAUAGGCGUACUAUUGCUGCUCAGCUACCGGAGCAACGUGAUAAAACUGCUCGGCCUGGAGAACCAUCCCGUGAUAAACGCUGACUGUCGCGAUAUGCUCACGUGUUUCUCCAUGCACCGGUUCCGGCCGAUAGAGCUUUCGAUUGCCCAGGUGACCGGGUUGCCGAAGACCCAGACGGUGUUUCAGGCGAAGACAAGACCACUGUAUCUAGUAGUUGUUGAUUCAGAUGACGCAGAUGCGAUGCAUGUAUCAUGAUGAUGAUCUUUCCAUCCACAAGACCAUCCCGUGAAGCGAAAAUCCAAAUGGUUCACUUUUUUGUGGUUUAUCCAAGUUGCUUGUCAAUUUCGCUGGACAGCUCGAUCGUCGUCUACGUUGUAUGAAAUGCCAAUUCGAUCUAGGUUUUGCCACGUCCAGGCGGGCAAAUACAACGAGCCGCGCGCAACCCGGGUGAAGGAGGUUGGCUACGGUGAGGACUACAAUGUCAAAGAGAAGAUGCAACUGAACUACGACAGGGAAGACUUGCACAAGUUUAAACUCACCCUCACCGUGCAGCGGCAGGAGAUCGUCGGGCAAGACGCAGCCCAAGCGCUGAUGCCCGCUGCCGGUGCGGUUGCGGGCGGCGUCUUUGGGGGCGCGCUCUACCCCGUCACCGGCGCGGUGGCGGGUGCCGGGUUCGGCAUGAGCGCCGCAAGCGCCUUCGGCGACGAGAUCGCGCGGGUGGAGCUUUCCACUAUGAUGAUAAACGACAUGCUACUGGAAAACGAGGAGGACGUACCGCUCGCGGGCGACGCGCUGCACUCGACCAGGUUCGACCUGGAAGCAGGGAGCUGGCGGACGUUAAACCUAGUGCCAAUGGGCGAGGUUCGGCUCAGAUUCAGGUAUCUAGACAACACAGACGACGAACACGACGUAGAACACGCAUCGGUCUUCGCAGACCUUGCGGAGGCUUUUUCCUUUUCGUAAGAAGAGUAAUUCGGAUUCGUCCAUGAUGAUCAUGCGCAGAACGAACAGAAAGAGCUGGAACGUAGUG
Messenger RNA from Amoebophrya sp. A120, 1600 nucleotides. NCBI's taxonomy places the organism in Eukaryota, Dinophyceae, Syndiniales, Amoebophryaceae. The record is from the annotation of a GenBank genome assembly.